Molecule: messenger RNA, 1914 nt
Organism: Anastrepha ludens (Mexican fruit fly)
Lineage: Eukaryota; Metazoa; Arthropoda; Insecta; Diptera; Tephritidae
Gene: CAHbeta
Product: beta carbonic anhydrase 1
Exons: 4
Coding region: 663-1430 (255 amino acids)
Molecular function (GO): zinc ion binding; carbonate dehydratase activity
Source: RefSeq, a predicted model, not a curated record
AACGCACUGUUGCUUGUGGCCAUUGUGUAGACGGGCAAAGAAACCAAACAGCGACUAAAACAUGCGAUUACUCUCACAGUGCCCACUUAGGAAUGAAGCUUUCAACACAAAAGUCGGUACACUCCAGUCGUAACUACAUACUUAUACAUGCGCAAAUUAAAAAAGAAAUAAAUAAAUAAAAGUAGUCGUCGAACAAAAAAGUUUUCGCAACAAUCAUGAAUAGCUCUAUCUAGUACAGAAUUCUCAAAUGAAAGAAAACAAAAAUGUAUUAAAAGCAUUUGAAUGCUAGCGCUCUUUGGAUUAGAUGAGCGUAUCGCGACGCCAGAUACGCUUAAAGCGCGCGUCCUACGAUUUAGUCGGUGUUAGGACAGUAUCGAAAAAAGUCUAGUGCCUUUUGCUUGGUUGGUUGUUGGUUAGGAGAAGAGUAUUUUAAUUGCCAUACACAAACCACCAAAUCUUUGUGUCACAACUAAUUACUUACAUUUGAACAGGCGGUGCUGAAAAUAUUAAAAACAAAAACAAAAGUCUAGUGAGAGUUUGUGCAGAAACAUCAUACAUACAUACAUAAAAAUAAGUAUAUGACUUUAGGUGCGCGCUUUGCCAAAAUUGAAGGACAUUUGUGUGGACAAGGCGUAGUGGAGAGGUAGCAAAAUAGUUUGGAUAUGGAGCGUAUAUUGCGUGGUAUCAUGCGUUAUCGGAACACGACGCGUGAACAAAUGGUGAAGGAAUUCCAAAAAGUUCGUGAUCAUCCCGAGCCCAAGGCCGUUUUCUUCACUUGCAUGGACAGCCGUAUGAUACCGACGCGUUACACGGAUACGCAUGUUGGUGAUAUGUUUGUAGUGCGUAACGCCGGAAACGUGAUACCGCAUGCACAACACUUUCAAGAUGAGUACUUUAGCUGCGAACCAGCCGCACUGGAAUUGGGCUGUGUCGUCAAUGAUAUACGACACAUUAUUGUGUGCGGCCAUAGUGACUGCAAGGCCAUGAAUUUACUGUACAAAUUGCAAUGUGAGGACUACUCGUCGCAACUCAAUCGUCGACUGUCGCCGCUUCGUUCCUGGAUGUGGACACAUGCCAACAGCAGUCUGGAACAUUUCAAGGCAUGGCGAGACGACGGCAUGCAAGGCCCUUUGAUAUUCUCUUCUGAAACGCCACUACGUCGUUUUGUCGCUUAUAUUGAUCCGGAGGAUAAGUUUGCCAUGGAAGAUAAAUUGUCACAGAUCCACACGCUGCAGCAGUUGUCAAAUGUAGCCUCGUACGGCUUUUUAAAACCGCGCCUCGAAUCGCAUGAUUUGCAUGUACACGCCUUGUGGUUUGACAUAUACACUGGUGACGUAUAUUAUUUCAGUCGUGGCGCAAAACGUUUCGUGCCGGUGGAUGAGGGUUCAGUUGGAAAGUUGACGGAGGAGGUGCGUCGCUACUACUCAUGACGAUCUUAAUGUACGCCUGCAGAAGGGAGGUAUACGCCAAACGACGAAAUGAUGCUGACUGUGAUAGGAAUUUGAAUAUGUUGCAUGUUGAAUGCAACAACAAAAUGCUACUAGCCAAUUUAAAACGAAAAGGAAAAUAGUUUCCGAUAUGCACUACAUGAUUUUCUAUGUAUGUAUGUAAAUAGGGUUAAGUGCAUUAAACAUGUUUUUGUCGUAUUUUGUUAUUUGCUAGUUAAAAAAGAAAUAAAAUACAUGUAUGUUUAUGUAUGUACAUGUGUAUGAAUUACUUUUAAGAAUCAAAAGAAGCGCUUAUAUAGUUGUAAAAAGUAUUUAUUAACCACUUACAUUAAUGUAUAUGUAGAUAUCGUAUUGUAUUAGCUUUACACAUCAUUGUAGCUAUAAAAAUAUGUGGCAUAUAUGAAGACAUUUCUGUACUGUAAACAUUAAUUUAUAUAAUAAAGAGUGCAAAAUCUUAUAACUUUCA